GGCGAUCAAUUUAUCAAGAUUUCUCUGACCAAAAGAUGAUCUCUUUAGGGUUGUGGCAUCUGCUCCAAAUUCUUAUAUGCAUUCUGCUUCUGACUCCAUCAUUUGCUGAGAAUGAUCCAAAGACUUACAUCGUCUACAUGGGUGAUAAGCCGAAGGACGUGGAAUCUAUAGAAUCUCUUCACACUAGUAUGGUUCAAGACGUCCUCGGCAGCAACUUUGCACCAGAUGCUCUUCUUUAUAGCUACAAAAAGAGUUUUAAUGGAUUUGUUGCGAGGCUAACAAAAGAAGAAGCGGAGAGAAUGAAAGAAAUGGAUGGUGUAGUCUCAGUUUUACCUAACAGAAACAACAAGCUCGAAACAACAAGGUCUUGGGACUUCCUAGCCUUUCCCCUACAAGUUAAUAGAACAAAUGCAGAAGGAGACAUAAUCGUUGGAGUAAUUGAUUCUGGAAUUUGGCCUGAUUCUUAUAGCUUUAGUGGAGGAGGAUUCGGUCCCCUGCCAUCAAAAUGGAAGGGCACUUGCAAGAACUUUACUUGCAACAACAAAAUAAUUGGAGCAAAAUAUUUUCGCAUAAACGGAUAUUUUGGAAACGAUGAUAUUAUAUCUCCAAAGGAUACAAAUGGGCAUGGAUCUCAUUGCGCAUCAACUGCUGCUGGAAACGCAGUUAGCUCUGCAAGUUUAUUUGGAAUAGGGUCAGGAACAGCAAGAGGAGGAGUUCCGUCAGCACGUAUUGCUGUAUAUAAAGUAUGUUGGCAAGUGGGUUGUAGAGAUGCUGAUAUCCUUGCCGCAUAUGAUGAAGCAAUUGCAGAUGGUGUUGACAUACUUUCCCUUUCAUUGGGACCUUCAAGUGUGAUAUACCCAAACUAUUUUGAGGACACAUUUGCAAUAGGAGCUUUCCAUGCAAUGAAGAAGGGCAUAUUAGUGUCUAAAACUGCUGGCAAUUUGGGUCCAAAUGCAUACACAAUCUCAAAUACUGCACCCUGGUUCAUUUCUGUAGGAGCCAGCACUAUUGAUAGAAAGUUUUUGACCAAGGUCCAGUUAGGCAAUGGCGCAAUCUAUGAGGGAGUUUCAAUAAAUACAUUUGAUGUCGGAAAUACAAAAUAUCCAUUAAUAUACGGAGGAGAUGCACCCAACGUUGGAUAUAGUAACACCACAUCCAGGUCUUGCUCGCAAAAUUCUUUGAACAAAGCUUUGGUGAAGGGAAAAAUCGUUUUGUGUGAAACCUAUCGAAAUCCUAAAAAUGUGGAUCAUGCUUCUGGGGCUGCUGGUUUUAUAUUUGGAACUAGCAGCCCAAAAGAUGUGGCAAAUGUAUUUACGGUGCCAGCAGUUCACCUUGACCUAAACGAUGGGAGACUCGUAUAUUCUUAUCUAAAGUCAACGGGAAAUCCAACAGCUUCUAUAUUUAAGAGUACCGAAGGCAAAGAUUCAUCGGCCCCAUACAUACCUUACUUCUCAUCUAGAGGUCCAAAUAAAGUCACUCCAGAUAUUCUUAAGCCUGAUAUAGCUGCCCCAGGAGUUAACAUUCUAGCUGCAUGGCCUCCAAUUGCUCCUGUUUCUGGUGUUCCAGGAGAUAGUAGAGUAGCAAAUUACAACUUCUUGUCUGGCACUUCAAUGGCAUGCCCUCAUGUUACUGGAGCAGCUGCCUAUGUCAAAUCCUUUCAUCCUGAUUGGACUCCUGCAAUGAUUAAAUCCGCACUAAUGACAACUGCCACCGCUAUGAGUUCUACACGUAAUGAAGAUGCCGAGUUUGCUUAUGGUGCGGGGCAAAUCAAUCUCAUCAAGGCAACAAGUCCCGGAUUAGUCUAUGAUGCUACUGAAAUUGAUUAUGUUAAGUUUUUGUGUGGCCAAGGUUAUGACACAAGAAAGCUACAACUUGUUACCGGAGAUAAUAGCACUUGUACGCAAGCAAAUAAUGGAACUGUUUGGGAGCUUAAUCUUCCUUCUUUUGCUCAUUCCGUGGUUCGCUCAAAGAGUACUAGUGUCGUUUUCUACAGAACUGUCACAAAUGUUGGAUCGGCAACAUCUACAUAUAAAGCUACAAUAACAGCAUAUCCAGCAUCAUUAAAAAUCACAGUUACACCAGAUGUUUUGCAGUUCUCAUCUUUGGGUGAGAAAAAGUCAUUCAAACUUCAGAUCGAAGGGAGCAUUACUACAAAUAUUGUUUCUUCUUCUUUGAUUUGGGAUGACCACACUUAUCAAGUAAGGAGUCCCGUUGUGGUCUAUGUUCCCCCAUAAGUUCUCUACUAUUAACUUUGCCAAUGCAUAAAUAAGCCACAUGAUUGGCAAUGAUUAUGCUAUUUCUUAGCUUUCUUUUUGUCCUUCCUAAUCAAUUUUUACUGAAUAAAUAUUUUG
Messenger RNA from Abrus precatorius (Indian licorice), 2351 nucleotides. RefSeq names its product cucumisin-like. Gene Ontology annotation, biological process: proteolysis. Lineage: Eukaryota; Viridiplantae; Streptophyta; Magnoliopsida; Fabales; Fabaceae. The transcript has 10 exons. Bases 36 to 2234 code for a protein of 732 amino acids. The record is from RefSeq and is a predicted model, not a curated record. Gene Ontology annotation, molecular function: serine-type endopeptidase activity.